AUGGCAGAGCAUUCUCAGGUUGAUGACCAUCUGUUUGUAACAAGUGGUAUGCAGGAUUUCCAGGAUAUGACCAACUACUAUUCUGUUUCGGAUAUGGUGUACCAUGGCCCCCUUUUUACUUGGUAUAACAAGAGGGAACAUGAUCUGAUUUUGACAAAACUGGAUCGAGUCUUAAUAAACUAUGCCUGGACAAGAUUUUUCCCGCAGUCUUAUAGUGUUUCUGAGGCUGGUGGCUGCUCUGAUCAUCUGCAUUGCCGAGUUUUGUUGAAAGCUGACACUAGUGGUUCAACCUCUCGCAAACCUUUUAAGUUUAUUAACGCUCUCACUGAGAUGGAGGAAUUUUAUCCUUUGGUUGAUGAGUAUUGGCAAGCUACACAACCGCUUUUCUUGUCUACUUCAACCCUAUUUCGCUUCUCCAAGAAGCUAAAAGGCUUAAAACCUUCACUCCGGCGAUUGGCAAAGGACCGGUUUGGUUCUCUUGUAAAGCGUGUGAAGGAGGCUUAUUCCACGUUAUGUACAGGACAAAAGGCGACUUUGGAUAAUCCCUCUGUCCAAGCGAUGGCGGAUGAGAAUGCUGUCAGCAAUAAGAACAAUAAGAUCUUUCAUCGAGCAGUGACGAAUCGACAGUCUAUAAAUACCAUCAAAGAGGUAGUUUGUCCAGAUGGGAGAAUAGCUGUGACGGAGGAUGCGUUUAAAACUGAAGCAGAGAGACAUUUUCGGGAGUUCCUUCAGUUGGUUCCUAGUGAUUUUGAAGAGAGUCGGCACACACGAACUGUCACGGGGGUUGAAAUUAAGAAAGUGUUGUUUUCGAUGCCAAAUGACAAAUCACCGGGGCCAUAUGGGUUUACUGCUGAGUUUUAUAAGGCUGCAUGGGGGUUGAUUGGGGCAGAGUUUUUUUUAGCAGUUCAGUCUUUUUUUGCUAAGGGUUUCUUGCCUAUAGGUAUAAACUCUACUAUUCUUGCUCUCAUUCCGAAGAAAACAGCAGUAAAGGAAAUGAAAGAUUAUAGACCAAUCUCUUGUUGUAAUAUUUUCUAUAAGGUUAUCUCCAAGAUCCUUGCAAAUCGGUUAAAGUUGGUUCUCCCUAAGUUUAUAUCCGGUAAUCAGUCAGCUUUUGUUCAAGAUCGGCUACUAAUUGAGAAUGUUUUGUUAGCUACUGAAUUGGUGAGGGAUUAUCAUAAGGAGUCAGUAUCAGGACGUUGUGCCAUCAAGAUUGAUAUAUCGAAGGCAUUUGAUUUGGUGCAGUGGAGUUUUUUAUCGAAAGUUCUCACGGCAAUGUGUUGUCCACCUACUUUUGUGCAAUGGAUCAUGCUUUGUGUCACUACUGCUUCCUUCUCUGUUCAGGUGAAGGGUGAUUUGGUUGGUUACUUUAGGAGUUCCCUUGGGCUUCGUCAAGGGUGCUCUUUAUCACCAUAUAUGUUUGUUAUUUGUAUGGAAGUGCUUACUAAGCUGUUGGAUAAGGCCGCUGGUGCAUGUCGUUUUGGCUAUCACUUGUGUUGUAAGAAUCUUGGUCUCACCCACUUAAGCUUCGCGGAUGAUCUAAUGGUUCUCUCGGACAGGAAGGAGCGGUCGGUCGAAGGUAUUGUGGCAGUGUUUGAUGAAUUCGCCAAACUUCGGUUUCCUAUCCGCUAUCUCGGCCUCCCUUUGAUUACCAAAAAGCUUACCAAUGCUGACUUGGCUCCUCUGCUUGAAAAGUUGCGGCAACGAAUUGGCUCGUGGACAUUGGUGUGGCGUCUUGCGUCACAAGGUAACUCUCUUUGGGUUCGAUGGGUUCACAUGAACCAGUUGCAGAACCAAUCUUUCUGGUCAGUGAGCGACACUAUGACUCGCAGAUCGUGGAUAUGGCGAAAACUCCUGAAGUAUCGAGAUGUGGCAAAACCAUUGUGUAGGAUGGUGGUCGGCAAUGGUGCGAAAACCUCUUUUUGGUAUGAUAAUUGGUCUCCAAUGAAUAGGCUUAUGGAUAUUGGAGGGGAUCGUGGAGUCAUUGACCUGGGGAUUUCAAAACAGAGCACUUUGGCAGAAGUGUGGGAUACCCAUCGAAGGAGACGACAUAGGCUACCUCAUAUUAAUGACAUGGAAGAUGCUUUGCACACUCAACGACUACAACGUCGCGAUGUUCCUGAUAGUCUGCAUUGGAAAAGCAAGAAUGAUAUGUUCCGUUCUGGGUUUUCUACUCGAGACACUUGGAAUCACAUACGCACUACUUCAAACGUGGUUGCUUGGCACAAAGAGGUUUGGUUUGAUCACGCGGUGCCCAAGUACUCCUUCUGUGUGUGGUUGGCGGCUCUGAACAAGCUAUCUAUAGGCGAUCAUAUGCUUUGCUGGAACAGGGAUGCGGAUGGUACCUGUGUCCUAUGCCACUCUGCUCUUGAAACUCGGAACCACCUUUUCUUUUCUUGUCAUUAUGCUACUGAGGUGUGGGGUGCUUUGGCCAAAGGGCUCUUUCGCACACAAUACAUGACCGACUGGGAGACAAAUCUUACUUCUAUCUCGAAUCAGCAACAACCACGGGUGGAAGAUUUUCUUCGACGAUGUGUUUUCCAAGUGGUUGUUUACACACUUUGGCGAGAGCAUAAUGGGCGACAGCAUGGAGAAGUCUCAACACCAUUUCAUUGUCUCAUUAAUUGGGCAGAUAAGCAGAUUAAAGCUCAAAUUACUGCAAUCGGAAAGCUCGGAGAUCGACGGUAUGAUGAAGCAUAUUAA
Molecule: messenger RNA, 2700 nt
Organism: Camelina sativa (false flax)
Lineage: Eukaryota; Viridiplantae; Streptophyta; Magnoliopsida; Brassicales; Brassicaceae
Source: RefSeq, a predicted model, not a curated record